UGCAUUUUUUAAAAAUCACGACCGAACACAAUACCAAAAAAAUGCAUAAGCACUUACAAAUCCGGAAAACAAUGUAGUUUGUUUAAAAAAAUAUGGUGGACCCAGAUCUAGAACAUCCAUUGGCUUGUUUAAUGAAGAAGGGACUUCUUGCCAUUUAUCUUUUACUACUGCCACAGGUAGGUGGAUCGUACUGCUAUUACAGUUCCUCUAAUGGCAGAUACUACUGUGACUAUGGCUAUGACGCAAAUUCCGCGGGAUCAGUCGUCGCAGCUGUUGUGGGGGGCAUUGUUGGGAUGAUUUUCUUCAUUACGUGUAUCGCCUUAUUAGUCUGUACACUCAACCAAAAGAAGAAGAAGAAAAAAAAGCAAAACCAAAGUCAAAGAAAUCAAGUACUCUCCUUCGGAGCGGACGCUUCAAAUGCAUUUCACACACAUGGAAAUCCAACGUAUGGCGUUCCCAUGCACGAACUAAAUGGCGGAUUCCAGUACAUGAACGGACCGAAUCCUUCCGCUCCUAACCUAGUACAAUAUGGCGUUCAGCCUUCUGCUCCCCCACUACCGCCUUCCUCCCCUCCUCCUGCAUUCCAAUAUAUACCCCCUCCCCCUUCUUCUCAAGAAAUUCAAGAAUCCACUUCCUCUUAAUGAACUGUACUGUGGUGGCUGAUUUUUAUAGACCCUAUUGACGGGAAGAUAUUUUUGAGUGUCGAUUUCAUUUACAAACAAAACAAUGUAUAAUUAAUUUGCCGAACCUGAAAUUUUUCUUAUAAUCACCAUGAUAUAUGCACUGUUUAUGUCACAAUUGAAGCGAUCGUGUCUUGGACGUGAUCUCCGGCAUAAAACAUAGCUGAAAGAUCAUCAAAAAAGAAGCUAACAGAUCAUUUUCUUAAUUGUGAUUUUCAUGUACGAAGUGAUACAUACCUUACCAACAAUUCAGCGACACUGAUAAUUUAUUCAUCAUGAUAUAUCAUGAUAGCUGAAACACUCGUCUGGCUAAAGCUGAAUGGUGAAAGCUAUAAAAUGUAUUGAUUCUUUAUGUCAAUUUACAGUCUCAUCCGAUAUAAUAAUCUGUUUGAACAAACUGUUGUAGUUGUGUUUCUUUAUUCAUGUAAAUGUUUAUAAAGAUGCAAUCCAAUGCAAUAAUAUGUACACUGCUUCUUUUCUGCUUGUUCAGCACAACUUCACAAAAUCCUUUUCUGAUAUAAAUAAACAGCAACAUUUAGAAUUUAUAUUGCAACGCUUUAACAC
Magallana angulata is the source of this 1244-nucleotide messenger RNA. RefSeq lists its product as uncharacterized. The record is from RefSeq and is a predicted model, not a curated record. Lineage: Eukaryota; Metazoa; Mollusca; Bivalvia; Ostreida; Ostreidae. The coding region runs from base 93 to 641 and encodes 182 amino acids. The transcript has 4 exons.